GCCUCGCUGGCAAAGAAAACCAGCUACUUGUACGAUGGUCCGACCGCAAGAUGGUCCGUGAUUUGUGGGAUGGCCCCCUCUUUCCGGCUCCUGCUAGUUCCUUGCGGGUACUCUCAGAGUCCGCCGAGGUCAUUCCUCCUGAAUCAUUCGCCAGGAGGAGCGGAGGGGUUUAUUCUCCGUGCGAAGGCAAUCUUUCUGGCUCCUGCUAGUUCCUUGUGGGUCACCCACCUGUUUUGUGACGGUACUUUGAGUCCGUCGAGGUCAUUCCUCCUGAGUCCUUGGCCAGGAAGUGCGGAUUUUUCACGCGCGUACAUUAUCGGCGUCAGAGGUCACCCUACUAUUGACUAGGUGUAGAGCCUAGUGAGCUCACCCUAGUGACGUGUGGAGCAUCCAUGAGUGGAGCACCGCUCCCCCCCCUGGCCCGCUUUUUUGGAAUCAUGCAGCGCGGUCCGGCGGCAAGAAUGGCCGUGAUUUGUGGAAUUUCCUCCUCUUUCUGGCUCGAGCUAGUUUCUUCCGGCGACUCACAGAUACCGAGGUAGGUCCAACAGAGGUCGGUCCAACGGAGGUCGGUCCAACGAAGGUUGGUCCCACGGAGUCACGCAUACUCCACUCUGCCUCGGCUUAGAUACUAUCGAGGGGAGAAGCCAACGAUAGCAUGCACCAUAAAGCCGACGGCACAACUUUCGACGAGCGUGCGAUACAAACAGCUUGCCUUCGAGAAAGAAGUUCUUUCCCACUGGGAAUCUCCAAAGCCAGCUUGUCUUUCCUUGUCACUGAUAGACUCUCUUUGCCUUCAAGGUUGGACCGCCUAGAUCACGUCACGGUCUCGCAGCUCGGCUCCCUCGGACCGCCGAUCGACAAUGCUGAUGCGUCCAGGCAAAUCAAGUCGGCUCGGCGGUUUCGCAUGGCUUCUGGCUGUCGCCGCGACGGCCGUGGUCGUUGCUCUCCUGGGACUCAUGCCGCCCGUGCCGUGCUCUGCACUGCAUCACGUGCAACCGGCAGCGCGAAGGCCGAACACGAGGCAGUACGUCGUGCAUCUGGCGUCCGUGCCGUCAGUGCUGUCGUACCGUGGGGGAGUCAACGGGCUGCAGGGCACAGCGACUGUAGACGAUGGCGAGGACGAGUAUGACGAGGAUGACGGGGCGGAUGAUGGGGCGGAUGAUGGGGCCGAUGCUGGUGGUGGUGGUGGGAGUGGUGGUGAUGAGAGUGGUGGGAAUGGUGGCAAUGGCACUGCACCAGGAUCAGCCGCAGCACUAGCACCAGCAGCACCAGGAUCAGCACCAGCACCAGCAGCAGCAGGAUCAGCACCAGCACCAGCAGCAGCAGGAUCAGCACCAGCACCAGCAGCACCAGGAUCAGCACCAGCACCAGCAGCACCAGGAUCAGCACCAGCACCAGCAGCACCAGGAUCAGCACCAGCACCAGCAGCACCAGGAUCAGCACCAGCACCAGCAGCACCAGGAUCAGCACCAGCACCAGCAGCAGCAGGACCAGAAGCAGCAGCAGCAGUGGCGGCAGCAGAAACAGAAACAAAUCUGUUGUCGGGGUCAGGGCCAGAAUCAGACGAGGAUGCCUUCGAUGCCGUUAUUCAGUCCGCCGCUGAGGCUGCUGCAGAAGAAGCAAUGCACAUAGGAGGGAUGGUUACAGGUGCAGGAGCAGCAGCAGGGGUGCAAGGAAGAGGACUGGGGGAAGGAGGAGUGAGGAUGAGCGCACUGCCGUUUGGAAGAGGUGGGUUGGAUGCGCUGGUGGGGAGGGUGAGGCGUCGCCUGGGCAAGCUCAGAUCGAGCUCUGCUGGCGUGGGGCCGCGCCUGCUGGCCCGCGUUGCUGCUGCUGCAGUGGCUGCUGCAGCAGAGGAAGCAGCUGGAGCAGCUGCCGCUGGUGCUGCUGCUGAUUUCCAUACCUCUUCCUUCAAUGCGUUGUACCCUUCUGCUACCUCCGCGGAUUUCAGCGCCAUUGGUAACAUGACACGUGGCAGGAGAGCUGCAGGAGACAGGGAACCUCUGGCAGCAGGGGCCAUGUCACCCGCGCUGACAGUGCAGCAGCUGAGUGCGCGAGCUGCUCGCAUCAUGCGCACCACGCCCUGGGGCCGACUCAUGCGACCCGACGUGCGGUUACCACACGUGCAGGCCUUCACUCGCUUCCUGGAAGCUUCCCACCGCAGCCUGCUGCGGUCUCUAGGGAUCCCAACCUCCGCCAUCUUCCACAGCUACACCUAUCUGCUGAACAGCUUUGCAGCGCAGCUCACCCCUGCUGAGGCGAGGCGGCUGAAGUGGCACCCGGCAGUGGCGGACGUGGAGAGAGAGAGGACAGUGCGGGUGAACAUGGUGCACUCGCCUGAAUUUCUCAAGCUCGACUCGAGCCUGUGGCCUGCGAAUGGCGGGCAGAGCAGCGCUGGGGAGGGGGUGAUUAUCGGGGUGAUUGACUCGGGCAUCUGGCCGGAACACCCCUCCUUCUCUGACCCUGACCCAAGCGGAGCAGCUUAUUCCGCUGUCCCUUCGCGCUGGAGGGGCGUGUGCACCAAGACAGCUGACUACAGCGCGUGCAACGACAAGGUGAUCGGGACGAGGUACUUUGUGAAGGGCGCCGAGAAGGAGUUUGGCAAGCUGGAUGAGACGGAAGACUACCGGUCGGCACGCGACAAACUGGAACACGGCACGUGGUGUGCGGGAGCCGCUGCGGGCAAUUCUGGAGUCACUGUUACCAUGGGAGGCCGGACCUAUGGCACAGCAUCGGGCAUGGCGCCACGCGCCAGGCUGGCAGUGUACAAGGCGCUGUGGGUCAUCGGGGGGAAUGAGGGGGUGGGGGUGACUUCCGACCUGAUAAAAGCUGCUGAAAAGGCGGUUGCUGAUGGCGUGGACGUCAUCUCGUGCUCGUGGGGGGGCCUCGCCUUGUACUUCCAAGAUCUUCCGUACCUGCGAGGACUUAAGGCCGGAGUGGUGACAGCCUUUGCAGCAGGCAACGAGGGUCGGCCUGACCCCAUGCGCAUGUGGGGCACCCUUGCAAACGUCUCUCCCUUCUACCUCACCGUGGGAGCCAGCACCAUGGGGCGGGAAUACAGGGCUGUACUAACCCUGGGCGACGGAACCACCUUCUCGGGUCGCAGUCUGGGCGGCAGCAGUGACACGGCGGCAGCUCUCCCCUUGGUGCUGGGUGAAUCCGCUUUGCCUCCAAAUGGGUUAGAAAGCGAGGGCAAGGAAUGCCAACCGUUUGCCAUCGACCCGGCCCUAGUGGCGGGCAAGUUCCUGGUGUGCACCGUCUUGGAGCUCCCCCUCGACCUCCUGCAGGAGGACGCGGACAAGCAUGGGGCGGCUGCUAUACUCGUUAUAAGCGGGAGCCCUAGUACUGACAUGCAGCAUAUCAUACCCUUCACCAAGACCCCCAGCAUCUUCAUCAAAUACGCGCCUGGGAGGGCCAUCAGGAGCUACAUCACCGCUCAAAGCAGCCCCUCCGCCACCCUAUCCCCCUUCACCGCGUCCUACUCCACCAAUGCGCCCCAGGUGGCCUACUUCUCAUCCGCCGGCCCCCCCCGCAGCCCCUUCUACUGGCCCCCGCUCCUGAUCCGCGACUUCCCCACCAAUGACAUCCUGAAACCCGACGUCAUGGGCCCGGGGUUCCAACUAUGGGCCGCGGCUCCGGGUAAAUCGGUCGAUACUGCUAAGACUGACGAUCCUAAUUUCAACUACUGGUCCGGGACGUCCAUGGCGACGCCGCAUUUGGCGGGGAUCAUGGCGCUGAUCGUGCAGAAGAAGCCGAGCUGGUCGCCCGCGCAGGUGAUAUCCGCCAUCACCACAACGGCUUAUACGAAAAAUCAAAACGGGCAGCCGAUUCAGCGGGCAGAUGAAACAAACGCGAGCGCGUGGGACUACGGAGGCGGGCACGUGGAUCCCACGCGCGUGUUGGACCCCGGGCUCACGUUUCACGCUGCACAUCGAGAUUAUGUAAAUUUUCUUAUGGGGAGGGAUCCGCUAAGAGCGACGAAGCGGUUUUGGCGAAAGGUGAAACACCCAGUUUUUCCAUGGAACCUGAAUCGUGCGUCCAUAGCGGUGACCCGGUUACGCGGCGUUGCGGUAGUGCACAGACGCGUUAAGAACGUCUACCAUAAGAAGUCUACAUAUAAAGCGAAAGUGGAGACUCCACAGGGAUUUGUGGUGAAAGUUUCGCCUAAGAAGUUCACUAUUCUGCCUGGAAAAUCCAAGGUGUUUAGGGUGACCAUUAUGGGCUUUCCUAGUUUUCUUUUCUUCGAGAAAGUUCAGGUUUGGUACAAUCUUAUGGAGAGACCAAUAUGGACACUCUAUUCCGGUGCGCUUGGUGUCAGGUCUUGCUUUAUUUUAUGUACAGUGUCAUGAAUUUCUGUUUUGUUCUAUAUGAUCUUAUCAAGUACUGGUGUGGUGUAGUGUCUAUUGUUAAAUUAUACAUU
Messenger RNA from Closterium sp. NIES-67, 4417 nucleotides. The record is from the annotation of a GenBank genome assembly. Lineage: Eukaryota; Viridiplantae; Streptophyta; Zygnematophyceae; Desmidiales; Closteriaceae.